CCAUAUACAGCCAACACUGAUAAACCAUGAGUAACGAAUGAGAGAAGCCACAAUGUGGAAAAGGACCUACAGCAGCAGUACAAGCGCAACGCGCGUGCUCACAGACAAGAAAUGGGACGCACUUGUGAUCGGAGGCGGCCACAACGGCUUGACAGCUGCCGCCUACCUUUCUCGCGGCGGCCUCUCCGUAGCUGUCCUGGAGCGGCGACACGUCAUCGGUGGCGCAGCUGUUACGGAAGAACUUAUUCCAGGCUUUAAGUUCUCUCGUUGCAGCUACCUGCAAAGCCUCCUCCGGCCGUCCGUCAUCAAGGAGCUAGAGCUAGCGAGACAUGGACUGAAGUUGUUGAAGAGAAAUCCUUCAUCGUUCUCGCCUUGUCUCGACGGACGGUACCUUCUAUUGGGGCCUGAUAAGGAGCUUAACCGGUCAGAGAUUUCAAAAUUCUCAGAACGAGAUGCAGAUGAAUAUCCUAGAUAUGAGAAUCAACUAGAGAACUUCUGCAAAUUUAUGGAUCCACUUUUGGAUUUACCUCCUCCUGAAUCUUUGCAAGCUGUCUCAUCUUUCAAUGAUAGAUUCAAAGAUAAAAUCCAUAAGUCAGCCUUUUGGGCUCAUUGUCUGCGGCAAGCUCUCUCCAUGGGCCAAAAGGAUAUGCUGGACUUUGUGAACCUUUUACUAUCUCCAGCUUCCAAGGUCUUGAAUAAGUGGUUUGAGACAGAUAUUCUAAAGGCAAUGUUAGCAACAGAUGCAGUCAUAGGGACCACGGGUAGUGUCCACACACCAGGGAGUGGAUAUGUGCUGCUACAUCACGUAAUGGGAGAGACUCAAGGAGAUCGUGGAGUUUGGUCAUAUGUCGAAGGUGGCAUGGGCUCAGUGUCAUUGUCUAUCAGUAAUGCUGCAAAAGAAGCUGGCGCUCAUAUUGUGACAAGUAGUGAGGUUUCAGAAUUAAUGGUAGCGGAAUCUGGUGCAGUGAAUGGGGUCUUGCUAGCUGAUGGAACAAGAGUGCACUCUUCAGUUGUAUUGUCAAAUGCUACCCCUUACAAAACUUUCAUGGAGUUAGUUCCUAGUAAUGUCCUUCCCGAUGAUUUUAUUCGAGAGCUGAAGUACACUGACUAUAGCUCUGCAACAACUAAAAUAAAUUUAGCUGUUGAUAAAUUGCCACAAUUUCAAUGUUGCAAUAACAGUAAUCCCCAUGCCGGUCCUCAUCAUAGGGGCACUAUUCAUAUUGGUUCAGAGAGCAUGGAGGACAUUCAUUUGGCUUGCCAAGAAGCUGCCAAUGGAAUACCAUCAAGAAGACCAGUCAUAGAGAUGACUAUUCCUUCAGUACUGGACAAGACCAUUUCUCCACCUGGUAAGCAUGUGAUUAACUUGUUUGUACAAUAUACACCCUAUAAACCAUCAGAUGGCAGUUGGGAUGAGCCAGCUUAUAGGGAAAAAUUUGCACAAAGAUGCUUUUCCUUGAUUGAGGAGUACGCCCCUGGCUUCACCUCAUCAAUCAUCGGUUAUGACAUGUUGACCCCACCAGACCUUGAAAGGGAGAUUGGUCUUACAGGAGGCAAUAUUUUUCAUGGUGCUAUGGGAUUGGACUCUCUCUUCCUCUUGCGACCAGUAAAAGAAUGGUCAAAAUAUAGGACUCCACUCCAUGGGUUGUACUUGUGUGGAAGUGGGACUCACCCAGGGGGUGGUGUCAUGGGCGCUCCUGGACGUAAUGCUGCACAAAUUGUUCUUCAAGAUCUCAAAAGGAGUUAAAACGAUGUGCAUGAGAAUGAAACAACACCCUAAGGUACGCCACUCUCGGGAUAGCACUUGUGUACAAGUGUGGCCCAUCCACAGGUAAUGCUGAUAGGUUUUCCUGGACUAAUGCUUUGCAGGCUUCUUAUUGAUGGCUUAUUUUUGCACAAAAACGUGCAACCGCCCCCACUUAGGAUUCCUACUUGCGUUCCCAUUUUAAUUUAUUCCCAGUAGAAUGUGAAUCUUAGCUUGGAUAAUCCAUGUUUCCCAUAUAUCAGUAAUCAGUCCGCCCACAUGCAAGUA
Tripterygium wilfordii is the source of this 2029-nucleotide messenger RNA. RefSeq names its product pyridine nucleotide-disulfide oxidoreductase domain-containing protein 2. The transcript is spliced from 16 exons. NCBI's taxonomy places the organism in Eukaryota, Viridiplantae, Streptophyta, Magnoliopsida, Celastrales, Celastraceae. The record is from RefSeq and is a predicted model, not a curated record. Gene Ontology annotation, molecular function: oxidoreductase activity. The coding region runs from base 38 to 1744 and encodes 568 amino acids.